Messenger RNA from Melopsittacus undulatus (budgerigar), 3856 nucleotides. RefSeq names its product X-ray repair cross complementing 5 (gene XRCC5). Gene Ontology annotation, cellular component: Ku70:Ku80 complex; nucleus. Lineage: Eukaryota; Metazoa; Chordata; Aves; Psittaciformes; Psittaculidae. Gene Ontology annotation, molecular function: telomeric repeat DNA binding; DNA helicase activity; double-stranded DNA binding. The record is from RefSeq and is a predicted model, not a curated record. Gene Ontology annotation, biological process: DNA recombination; telomere maintenance; double-strand break repair via nonhomologous end joining. Bases 36 to 2228 code for a protein of 730 amino acids. The transcript has 21 exons.
CUGAGGGGAGGGCACCGCUUUCCGGAAGGAGCGCGAUGGCGCGCAGCAGCAAGGUGGCCAUAGUGCUGUGCCUGGAUGUAGGCUUUACAAUGAACAGUUCUGCCCCUGGUGAGGAGUCUUCACUUGAACAAGCCAAGAAAGUUAUGACAAAAUUUGUGCAACGACAGGUUUUUGCUGAGAGUAAAGAUGAAGUUGCUGUAGUUUUGUUUGGCACUGAUGGUACUAGGAAUGACCUUGCCAGUAGAGAUCAAUACCAAAACAUUACUGUACAUAGAUCACUAAUGCUGCCAGAUUUUGAUUUGCUGGAAGACAUUCAAGAUGUGAUUAAACCAGGCUCUGAACAAGCAGACUUUCUGGAUGCAAUUAUUGUGUGCAUGGACUUGCUUCAGAAGCAAACAAUAGGAAAGAAAUAUGAGAAGAGACAUAUUGAACUGUUUACAGACCUUUGUAGUCCUGUCAGUGAGGAUCAGCUGGAAAUUAUCAUUGCCAAUUUGAAGAAAACAGGAAUUUCACUUCAGUUUUUUCUGCCAUUUCCAGUAGAUGUUGAUGAUGGAGGUGGAGAUACAAGUGCCAGUGUAUAUUCUCAUAUUCACAGAAACCCUUUUCCAAGAAAGGGUUUAACUGAGCAACAGAAGGAAGGCAUUGAUGUGGUGAGGAAACUGAUGCAUACAUUGGAUGAAGAAGGAGGGCUGGAAGAAAUUUAUACUUUCAGAGAAAGCCUGGAGCAUCUUUCAAUGUUUAAGAAAAUAGAAAGAAGACCUAUGGCUUGGCCCUGCCAGCUCACUAUUGGUUCUAAUUUGUCCAUAAGGAUUGUGGCCUACAAAUCAGUCACAGAAGAGAAGGUGAAAAAAGUUUGGACAAUUGUGGAUGCUAAAACCCUCAGAAAAGAUGAUGUGCGGAGAGAAACUGUUUACUGCUUGAAUGAUGAUGAUGAGACAGAGGUUCAGAAAGAUGAUACUAUUCAAGGGUUUCGCUAUGGGAGUGAUAUAGUUCCUUUCUCCAAGGAGGAUGAAGAGCAAAUGAAAUACAAAACAGAAGCAAAAUGUUUUUCUGUUUUGGGAUUCAGCAGGUCCUCUCAGAUCCAGAGGCAUUGCUACAUGGGCAACCAGGUUUUGAAGGUCUUUGCAGCAAAAGAUGAUGAGAAUGCAGCAGUUGCUUUUUCUGCCCUUGUUCAUGCAUUGGAUGAGUUGAAAGUAGUAGCUGUAGUACGUUAUGCUUAUGAUAGAAGAAGCAACCCACAAAUUGGAGCAGCUUUUCCAUAUAUUAAGGAUGCAUAUGAGUGUCUCAUCUAUGUGCAACUACCCUACAUGGAAGACUUAAGACAGUAUAUAUUUUCAUCCUUGAAAAACAAUAAAAAAUGCAUUCCUACAGCGGAUCAGUUAUCUGCCGUUGACUCUUUGAUUGAUUCUAUGAAUUUGGUUUAUGAAGCUGAUGAUGGAGAAACUUUUGAGGACCUGUUUAAGCCCAGCAAAAUCCCAAACCCUCAUUUUCAGAGGCUGUAUCAGUGUUUGCAGCAUAAGGCUUUUCACCCCAAUGAGCCAUUGCCACCAAUUGAAGAGCACCUUUUAGAGAUGUUGGAGAUGCCCAGUGUGGUAAAAGAAAGGUGUCAGGGUCCUCUUGAAAAAAUAAAAGCACUUUUCCCCCUAAAAGAGGUUGUCAAGAAAAAAGACAAGAAGACUGCUCAAGACAUCUUCAAAGACAACAGUGAAGAUGGACCCAACGCUAAGAAACCAAGAAUUGAAGAUGAGGAAGGUAGCUUUAGCAUCAUGAAACUUGCUGAAGGAAAUGUCACCUCUGUUGGCAGCGUUAAUCCAGCAGAAGAUUUCCGAAUUCUGCUGAGGCAGAAAAGUUCUGACUUCAAAGAUGUGAGUCAGCAGUUGAUAAACCGCAUUGAUCAGUUCCUGGAAAAUAAAGGUUCUCAGUACUACAUGAAAGGGAUCAAUUGUAUCAGAGUUUUCAGAGAGGAGGCUGUGAAGCUGUCCAAGGUGCAGUGCUUUAAUGAUUUUCUGCAGGCCUUGAAAUCAAAGGUUGAAGACAAAGCCUUAGCUGAUUUCUGGGAGAUCAUGAUGCAAGACAGAAUUUCUUUGAUCACUAAAGAUGAAGCAAUGGAAAGUUCAGUGACUAGUGAAGAGGCUGAAAAGUUCCUGGCUCCAAAAGAAAAGAAAAACGAAAUUCUGCCUCCCACAGAUGAAGGUGGUGAUGUUGAUGAUUUGCUGGACAUGAUGUGAGUGGGCGAUAUAUGGUGCCUAUACAAGCAAAGUUUUGGAAGAGAUCUCCCUGUGAGACACACUAAUGAGAAGGCACUUUAUCCAUCUUUAUUUUCUCAAAUGAGAGCAGAAGUUCCAGAUAAAUUUCCAGUUGGUAAAAAUGUCAUCUGACUUUUCAAAUCUAGAACAGAAGAUAGAAAAACAGAAGAUUGAAAUAGUCUAAAGUAUUUGUGAAGUAAUGAUACCUUUAAGGCAUCUCUUUUUUUUCUUUUUUAUUUUCUGUUCAUUAUUUUAGUUAAACACUGAGUUUAGCUUAUCCUUUGUAUUACUUUCAGCUAAACACUGCUCAAUCUAAUGACAGUCUGCACUGGUGACUGAAAUUCUUGUUACAUUGCCUGGGCAGGAAGACAAAAAUAUCAGUGAUGUUACCAGGUAAUGCUGAAUCUGUAGUGGAGGUAACUCCAUAGCAUUAUUGUUACAGAAGGGAAAAAGUCUCUAUUUUCAUGCUUUUUUCCUAUUAAUGAAACAGAACAAAAAUAUGCACAAAGGCUUAUGGGAAAAAAUUCUAGGCCUGGGGUCACAAAGUAAUAGCUAGAAUAUGCAACAGAAUUCAAAGCACAGUAAUUACAGUCAUCUCUUUAUACAGUUUCUCCAUCCUCUCAGCUCAGCUAAACAAUCUCUGUCCCUUUAUGUAUACAUUGUCCUGUUGCAUAUGCUGGGAUUUGUUUUUUGUUGCUGUAUACUGACACCUGUAAUAGAUAACUGCUAAUACGUACACCAGUAACCAAAAUGGAGUGCUGUCUACACAGAGCAAUCCAAAGUAGCCAAAUACUCAAAUCUGAAUACAGAUCUGGAGAUACACUACUGACACCUUCUCAGAUGCUUCUUUGUUACAAUCAGAUUCAUUCAUUUAAAAUGUUCAUUCAUUAUUGCAAAUGUAUAAACAUACUGUGCAAAAUUAUAUUAAGAUCAUAAAACAGAAAAAAAAAAAAGUUAAAAAAUAUUCUGGAAUAUCUGCACUUUAUACUGAACAGCAGCUCCUGUGUGUGGGAAAGAGCAAUUGUUUUUACGCCCUGUCUCCCUAGAUUGUGACCUGCCCUCUUCUCUCUUCCAUCAUAGAAUCGCAGAAUGGUUUUGGUUAGAAAGGACCUUAAGAUCUUCUAUCUGCGACCACCUCACAGUAGAUCAUGUCUUGACUGAGUUCAUGCUGGCUUUGAAAGGGUUUCUCAAGUACAUGUAUCAGGGAAUAAGUGAUCUUUCCAGGUCUUUAGAGGAUUUGUGCCACUGGAAGAUACUUUUUCUUUACUGUAAAUAAGAGAUAUUUGGCCAGUCCAUUGUUUUGAAUGUCUUUCAAGGCCAAUUUAUAGGGUAUAACACUGGCUGAGGUGGUUUGGUUUGGUUUGGGGUUUUUUUUAAUUAAUAAAACAUUUAAAAAUUUGCUGUUGUCUUCUUCAAACCAUGCUUGUUAAAAUCAGGUUAUUAGCUAUCUAUGCAGUACCUAAGAGAAUCUAUCAAAAGCCCCUUUUCUGGGCAUACAAUGCAAACACUGAAUAGCAAAAUCCCUCUAUAGAAGCUGAGUGUGAUUACUUGUUCUAUUAUUACUUCUGUUCUUUUAAAACUCUAAACUGUACAACACCAAAAUAAAAUAA